CCUAUUUCUCUCCUCUACCUUCUCUCCUUCUCCACCAGCUCCUCCCUCCACCAUUCCCUUCCUCCUCUCUCCCCCACCUUUGUGUUCUCUCCUUCCCCUUUCUCUCCUCCCCUUCUCUCUGGCUGUAGUCUGGAGGACAGGACGGGAUCCGAGGUGACACAGGACUUCUGAACUCUCUCAUUGGGCCUUCUAGGUGCCAGGGUGUGCAAAUUCACAUUGGCUACUCUCUAUCUCACUGUUCCUCCCUCCUCCAUGGCAUGUGAGUGACGGCAAAGAGGACGCAAUGCCAGCUAUUCAUGAGGCAGGCUACUGCCCACAGACAAUUGGUUACUGUAGCAGUGCCUUAUUCAGUGCAAAGGGAGACCCCCUCUGACACUGGAAGAGUACUGAAGGCACAGCUGGCCCUGGCUCUGUAUGAUAAUGCAGCAGAAGCUCCUGAAGAGCUUAGUUUCCGAAAAGGAGAUGUGAUAUUGGUUCUAGAGCGAGAUGCCCCUGCGCUAGGAGGAUGGUGGCGAUGUUCUUUAAGAGGACAACAGGGAAUUGCCCCUGGGAACCGAUUACGGCUUCUUCCAGAAACCUCCUCACAGGAAAACGAAUACCAGGCUCCUCGUCUUCUAGGUGCCAGUGGAGAUCUUAACAGUCAGGGUCAGGAGCCACAAAUCAGUGUGGAUACAUCACAAGCUCAGGCAGGCACUGAGGUAUAUCAGGUUCCUUCCAUAGCCCGUCUUUGCCUUUCCCCUACACAUAACCAAGCUCAGGAUGAAAUUUACAACUCACCACGUCUGGUUGGAGUAUCUACACAACAAUUGACGGAGGUAUAUGACACACCUUCUGCACUGCAACGAGAUGUUUUCUCAGCCUCUGAAAUAUAUGACAGUCCAGCAUUACGAGUGAAAGAUGUGGCUGUGGUGCCCCCUGUGUCUGAAGAAAUUCCAGAGGACAUCUAUGAUGUACCUCCUGCAUUACACUGCAUUCCUCAUGAUGAGGAUGAUGAAGAUGAAGGCGUUUACUCCCUACCUUCCAACCUAAAGCGGGUGUCAGGGCUGCAAAAUUUGUACGAGGCUCCUGAAGAUAUCCUGAGUUCAGGCCAUGUCCCAGAAACAGUAGAGCCAGUCAAUACCCACAGACUUUCUAUUUCCAGCACAGGCAGCACCCGUUCUGCAGAUUCUGGAGAAAGUCGGGAGUCUAGCAUACAAUCUCUGCACAGCUUGGAUACCCGUAAUGAUGGUAAUUGUACAGUGGAGGGUUUGAGAUUGCUGCACCAAGAACUGCAACGGACAGUGACACCUGUGAGUGAUAAGGCGGAGGAAGGCUCAAUAGACAGGUGCCAAGAACAUCUGAUAUCAGCUCAGGGAAUGGAAGCUCUGAAGGAUUUUCUUGGCUUGGCGCAGGUUGUUCUUCUUCGAUCCUGCCAGGCUUCAGACCCUGCUCUUCAUCGGGAACUUUCUGGGCACCUAGAGCAUUUGGAGCAUGCUUUAAGGGAACUUGUGGAUGGAGGCAUGGAGGUGUCUUUGAUUAAACUGGUACAGGAGCAUAGCGGAUGUAUUGUUAAACUGGUUAGUGCUAAUGCUGGCCUCCUUUUCCCACGUCCACGAUUAUCAUCUAGUGAGAGUCUUUCUCGGCGCCCACUUCCAGCUCUACCCACUGCAUCCCCUGCCCCUUUCCGUAAGGGCAGCAUCCAGGAUAGACCUCUGCCACCCCCACCAACUCUUAUUUGUCCUGCAAGUGAUCAUGAAGAGAAUGCUGACAGUGAAUAUGAAAGAAUACAGUGCAGAGACAAUCAUUAUGUUCAUCUACAGGGAACUGCUGCAUCACAGACUGUACCAAAGCCCAGGGAUAAACAGACAAACACAGUGCAGAAAUGUUCACAGGAGAAAGAGACAAACCCCAGCAUAGAACCCUCGGAGGAAGAUUUGCAGUUGUUGCGGUUUUAUGCAACUCAAAGUAAUGGCCACCUGCAGACUCUGCAAUCCUGUGUUGGUGCCUUCCUAAACAGUGCAAGCUCACAGCCUCCCCGUGUGUUUGUGGGACAUGGAAAGCAAUUGGUGAUUGCAGCCCACAAGCUUGUGUUUAUCGGUGACACGCUCGGCAGGCUGCUAGGAUGUGCUCAGCUGCAAACAAAACUAGCAGGGGAAGGAAGUGCACUAUGCCAAGCACUUAAGGAAGUAGUUCUAGCAACAAAGGAGGCAGCAGCCCUGUAUCCAUCACCUGCGGCACUCAAAGCCAUGGCAAGUAGCGUCUCAGCACUGUGUACCUGUGCACGAAGCUUUACAGACUUGUUGCAAAGUUUGGCUAGCUGAAGUCUGCAGAACAAAGCCAAGAAUGUUGUAUAGUUUGAUGUAUCAUCCAGGUAAUAUAGCAAACAGCUUAAUAUCUCGGGGCUUAUGGCUGUGUCUGACCAGAAAUAGCAAUCACCUGCCAUCCUUAACACUUUACAGUCUUGUUUGUAUAUACCUUUUUAUUUUUUGUAUUUUCCGUUCAUUUUGUUUUUUAAACAAAUUAUUUAUUUUUUAUGAGCAUAAAAAAAUGACUCUGCUGUGGUUUCAAAAUAAAUAGUUAUAGGUAAUGAA
Pelobates fuscus (common spadefoot toad) is the source of this 2570-nucleotide messenger RNA. RefSeq names its product embryonal Fyn-associated substrate (gene EFS). The coding region runs from base 297 to 2300 and encodes 667 amino acids. The record is from RefSeq and is a predicted model, not a curated record. The transcript is spliced from 8 exons. Gene Ontology annotation, biological process: cell migration; cell surface receptor protein tyrosine kinase signaling pathway. Gene Ontology annotation, cellular component: plasma membrane; focal adhesion; cytoplasm. Gene Ontology annotation, molecular function: protein binding. NCBI's taxonomy places the organism in Eukaryota, Metazoa, Chordata, Amphibia, Anura, Pelobatidae.